Ahaetulla prasina is the source of this 997-nucleotide messenger RNA. RefSeq names its product RD3 like (gene RD3L). Lineage: Eukaryota; Metazoa; Chordata; Lepidosauria; Squamata; Colubridae. The transcript is spliced from 2 exons. The record is from RefSeq and is a predicted model, not a curated record. The coding region runs from base 1 to 597 and encodes 198 amino acids.
AUGCCAUUCUUUAGCUGGAUGAAAUGGCCAAAAAGUUAUUCUUACAAAAGUGGACAAUACCCUGGCUCAGAAGUUGUGACAAAGACGCUUCUGAGAGAACUAAAAUGGCAUUUGAAAGAACGUGAGCGGCUGAUAAAGGAGAUUGAAAGUGGACACAAAAUUCAAAAACCUGAAAGUGAUUACAAUGGAAUAAGGAGCUACCAAAAUCUUCAAAUAACUAUCCCAGCUACUGAACAACAACAACUUGAAAUGCUUUGCUCUCAAAUCCAACCAUGUCAAACUGGAAUCAUACUCAGCAGAUUUCGAGAGGCUCUAGCAGAAAAUGAUGUUUUACCCUGGGAAAUUGUUUAUUUAUUCAAACAAGUUUUAAAAGAGUUCCUUACUAAUCUUGAGAAAGAAGCUCAGCAAGAUCAACUGGCUGAUGUUUGGAAUUCAAAUUGUUACAGCCAAUUCGCAGCAUCCAGCACCAACUCCAGGAAAACAGACAAAGAGGAAAUCCCCACUGUAUCCAGCUAUGUUGACAAAAAUACACAAGGCAUCCUUCCAACAUUCUCCCACAGAAUCUGGAAUCUUCCCUAUUACUACCCAUCGAGUUAAUUAUUUUCUCUUUCGCUCAUACUCAUUUAGCUUGGCUGUAAUCAUUCUGUAAUGAUUCAGUACUCCAAAAUUAACCUCCCAUCCUCAUAAAGGCAAACUUAAACUUAAUAACAACUACAGCUGGCAUAGUCCUUAAAUAAAUAAGAUGGAUGGUUUAUACUAGUUAAUAGUGUCACAUUAAGAUCCUUCUUAUAGCAGAGACUUUUUUAUGGAGGUUUUAUCAUUUUUCUUAGCAUUAAUCCUGCAUGGUUGCAGGGUCCCCUUGUUUUCAGUGCAUUCGCCUACUUAUUAGAGCAAAGCUUAACAAUGCAUGAUGCCAUGAGGGUUUUUGUGUAUCAGCUGUCUUGUCUUGCAGCCUGAUGUUGAUGUGGGCUGAGAGGGAAUGACUAGUCCAAGGUCA